AUGCCUGAACAUCUUGCAAGCUUCACUCUCCCACAACAUGUUGAAGAGCUUCGAGCAGAACUGGCGAAGGCGGUAGAAGAACAACGGCAGUUCCAAGAUUCUAAGUUGCCUGGGUUUUGGGAAUGUCUUACUCCAGGGUAUGAGGAUAGCGCACAGAAGUUAGCUCUUGGAAUAUGGAAGGAAAGACCAACCCUCUGGGGCCUACUACGACCGACGAAACCACAGGAAGGUAGAUUUAUGAUCAAUCGAACUCGGGAUACAUACCUCGUCCCUAUAGUGGUUUUGCAGGGAUCCUCACACGUCUCGGCUGAUAACAAGAAUUGGAGCUCUUUCGAACCUGGAAUAGCAAUCUUCUGCACCUCGAAUUCGUUCUCAUGUGUGCGAGGAGACGUGGUUUUCUUGGUUGUACAAUAA
This is a messenger RNA of Pseudovirgaria hyperparasitica, 414 nucleotides long. RefSeq lists its product as uncharacterized. The record is from RefSeq and is a predicted model, not a curated record. Bases 1 to 414 code for a protein of 137 amino acids. The transcript has 2 exons. NCBI's taxonomy places the organism in Eukaryota, Fungi, Ascomycota, Dothideomycetes, Acrospermales, Acrospermaceae.